UGCAGCAGUUCCAGCACCCGGGCAUUUACGUCUGUCGUCUGAGCAGCAACCGACAUCGGAAGAUGAUUCAGUGUCACAGCCUGAGCUGGGCUCGGAAGGCUGCUCCCCACCCCACCUUCAGGAGACAUCAGCAAGAAUACAAUCUUGAUGCCUACACUUCCCCAAGAACUGGGAUAAUGUCAAUGAGGAGAGGCCGAUCUCACCAAGACUCUGAUGCCCCAAGGGUUGAGGGGGGUCCUGGUGGGAGCUGGGAGGCUGAGGAGCAGGUAGACCUGGAGUGGUUUGACACAGAGGCCUUCUUUGGAACCCUCCUCAGGCAGUCUCUGUCAGUGACAGCCAAACUCAGCCAGACCAACGAAGAGCUCAAACUCCUCUACCUUAAACUUCUGCGCGAAGCCCGUUCUCUGCAGCAGCUGUGGGGAGCAAGGCGCAGCCUCCCAGCCUCCACUAACCGGCUUCUGGGGAGCGUGCGGAGGGAGCAGCAGCAGGGCAGUUCCCCAGCUGGACACUGUGCUGGGCCACCUGUCCCAGGUCGUGCUGCAGGAGGGCCACCGCCUGAAGGCCUGGGGCAUUCUGGGCACCGGCACUGGGGCGGAGCUACCGCGGCCAGCCCCAGCAGGCCCUCCUGGUGCUGAUGACAUCAGUGUGAAUCCCGUCACCAAGUUGAUGGUCCCUGGCCCCAACUGCUUGAUGCUUCCAGC
Molecule: messenger RNA, 701 nt
Organism: Mandrillus leucophaeus (drill)
Lineage: Eukaryota; Metazoa; Chordata; Mammalia; Primates; Cercopithecidae
Exons: 6
Coding region: 63-635 (190 amino acids)
Source: RefSeq, a predicted model, not a curated record